GCCUGCGCCCAACAAGACUUUUCGUUCACAUAUGAUAUCAUCGUCCCUCUCAAGUCUUAGCCAAAGCGGGAAAAAGCCCUACUGAGGUUUCAGGCGGGAAUCUUGGAGAAAGAGAUCGAUGGCGCCAUUGGUCCAGAGCUCUCAGCCAUGGGUCGAAAAAUAUCGGCCGAAGCAAGUGAAAGAUGUGGCUCAGCAGGAUGAGGUGGUCCGCGUCCUCACCAACACCCUAGAGACCUCAAAUUGUCCUCAUAUGCUCUUCUAUGGCCCGCCCGGCACCGGAAAAACCACCACCGCUCUCGCCAUUGCCCACCAGCUUUUUGGACCUGAACUCUACAAGUCUAGAGUUUUGGAGCUCAAUGCAAGUGAUGAUCGUGGGAUCAAUGUUGUUCGGACAAAGAUCAAAGACUUUGCUGCUGUCGCUGUGGGUUCUGGUCAACGACAGGGGGGUUACCCUUGUCCACCAUUUAAGAUCAUUAUUCUUGAUGAGGCGGAUUCAAUGACAGAAGAUGCUCAGAAUGCCCUAAGACGUACAAUGGAAACUUACUCCAAAGUCACAAGAUUCUUCUUUAUAUGUAAUUAUAUCAGCAGGAUCAUAGAGCCACUUGCCUCAAGGUGUGCAAAGUUCAGGUUUAAGCCACUUUCAGAAGAUAUAAUGAUCACCCGUGUACUGCACAUUUGCCAAGAAGAAGGACUUGACCUGGAGCCAGAGGUUCUGUCAACACUAAGUUCUAUCUCACAAGGUGAUCUUCGUCGAGCUAUCACAUAUUUGCAGUCAGCUGCUCGCUUAUUUGGAUCUUCUAUUACUUCAAAGGACCUGAUUAGUGUCUCCGGGGUAAUUCCACAAGAGGUUGUCGAUUCAUUUUUUGCUGCUUGCAGAAGUGGCAACUUUGAUUUGGCAAACAAGGAAGUCAACAAUGUAAUUGCAGAAGGAUAUCCAGUCUCCCAAAUGUUUUCACAGGUUCCAUGUUUGCUCUUUUACUUUUGUUGCUCUGAGUUCAUAAUGCUUGUCAUAGAAAUAUGGAUACUAAUAGAAUGUUGCUUCCAGUUGUUUGAGAUUGUGGUUGGAGCAGAUGAUAUAUCAGAUGAACAGAAGGCUAGAAUAUGCAAGAAAUUGGGCGAAGCAGAUAAGCGUCUUGUUGAUGGCAGUGACGAAUACUUGCAGCUGCUGGAUGUUGCAAGCAGCGCAAUGCGAGCUAUCUGUAACAUGCAAGAAGAAUUCUCUUAAGUGAAUCAUUUCAGAACUCAGAUGCAGGUGUUUUCUGUAUUGUAGAAACUAGUUAUUGAAUAUCUUUUGCUGGAACAUAAUGAUGUUGUGAAAUAGACGGAGCACUAGCUAAUGUUUAUUAUCUCUUAACAUGCGAUAGCUUAUUGGAUUAAUGGAUUUAGCAGUGAGCAUGGGAGACAUGGUUAGUGGUUUA
Messenger RNA from Rosa rugosa (rugosa rose), 1418 nucleotides. RefSeq names its product replication factor C subunit 4. The transcript has 11 exons. Gene Ontology annotation, cellular component: nucleus; DNA replication factor C complex. The record is from RefSeq and is a predicted model, not a curated record. Gene Ontology annotation, biological process: DNA repair; DNA-templated DNA replication. NCBI's taxonomy places the organism in Eukaryota, Viridiplantae, Streptophyta, Magnoliopsida, Rosales, Rosaceae. Gene Ontology annotation, molecular function: DNA clamp loader activity; ATP binding; ATP hydrolysis activity. The coding region runs from base 119 to 1225 and encodes 368 amino acids.